UCGUUUGAGGGUGAUUUUACCAAGUGACUCAGCAUGGCACGUACCAAGCAAACCGCUCGCAAGUCAACGGGAGGAAAAGCUCCAAGGAAGCAACUGGCGACAAAAGCUGCUCGUAAGAGCGCACCUGCCACCGGUGGAGUGAAGAAGCCUCAUAGAUACAGACCUGGCACCGUUGCCCUUCGAGAAAUCCGUCGUUACCAAAAAAGUACCGAACUUUUAAUCCGAAAACUACCGUUCCAACGACUCGUCCGAGAAAUUGCUCAAGACUUCAAGACAGACUUGCGGUUUCAAAGUUCCGCUGUAAUGGCACUGCAAGAAGCUAGUGAAGCUUACCUCGUUGGCUUGUUUGAAGACACGAAUCUAUGCGCCAUUCAUGCAAAACGUGUUACCAUCAUGCCUAAAGAUAUUCAAUUGGCUCGUCGCAUCCGUGGAGAGCGUGCAUAAGCUCGCAAUUAAAACGGCCCUUUUCA
Molecule: messenger RNA, 470 nt
Organism: Orussus abietinus
Lineage: Eukaryota; Metazoa; Arthropoda; Insecta; Hymenoptera; Orussidae
Product: histone H3
Exons: 1
Coding region: 34-444 (136 amino acids)
Cellular component (GO): nucleosome
Molecular function (GO): structural constituent of chromatin; DNA binding; protein heterodimerization activity
Source: RefSeq, a predicted model, not a curated record